This is a messenger RNA of Lathyrus sativus (Indian pea), 549 nucleotides long. The record is from the annotation of a GenBank genome assembly. NCBI's taxonomy places the organism in Eukaryota, Viridiplantae, Streptophyta, Magnoliopsida, Fabales, Fabaceae.
AUGAAAAUCUUACAUUUGUUCCCUCUCUUUUCACUUGCGGCUCUAACCGUUUUCAUCAUCUCCUCCAACGCCGCAAGGCCAGCAGCCACCGUUCCUGAACCCGUAUCGCCACCACUACCAGCAGCAGCUCAAGAGUUCCUAGACUCUCACAACAAAGCAAGAGCCGAAGUCGGAGUUGAGCCACUCCAAUGGAACGAGAAGCUAGCGAAAGACACAAGCCUACUAGUCCGUUACCAAAGAAACAAAAUGGGAUGCGAUUUUGCGAACUUAACGACAAGCAAAUACGGCGGUAACCAGCUCUGGGCGGGUUCGGCGGUUGUAACUCCGAGCAAAGCGGUGGAAGAGUGGGUGAAGGAGAAAGAUUUCUACAUCCAUGCAAACAAUUCUUGCGUUGGGAAACAUGAGUGCGGUGUUUACACGCAGGUUGUGUGGAAGAAUUCAGCACAACUUGGGUGUUCACAGGCUAGUUGUAGUGUUAAGGAGAAAGCUAGUUUGACGAUUUGUUUCUAUGAUCCACCUGGUAAUGUCAUAGGGGAGACUCCAUUUUGA